GCUAGAUCCGGCUUGGGCCCAUAUGCUCACGACCUCCUUACGCCGUAUAUAACGGUGUGCACGUUCUCAGGCGUCUCUGUUCCGUCCACAUUGCUCCUCAACGCAGAUAAAGAUGACAACACCACAGCUCGCGACGUUCAAGGUCCCAGAUAUUGCCAAUGAGCCCAUGAGGGCGUAUGGCCCUGGGUCACCCGAGCGCAAGGGUCUCCAGGAGGCGAUUGCACAGAUGGAAAAGGAGCUGCCUUUCGAGGUGCCUUGUAUUGUGAAUGGCAAACCCGUCAAGACAGGCAAGCUCGCAAAGCAGCCCAUCCCCUCUGACCACGCCAAGCACCUCUGCACGUACCAUGAAGCCGAUCAAGCUACCGUCGCUGCCGCGAUCGAUGGUGCGCUUGCUGCCAAGGCCGAGUGGGAGGCCAUGCCCUGGAGCGACAGGGCCGCCAUCUUCCUAAAGGCUGCCGAUCUCGUUAGUGGCAAGUAUCGCUACAAGCUCAUGGCGGCGACCAUCUUCGGCCAGGGCAAGAACGCGUGGCAGGCGGAGAUCGACGCUGCUGCUGAGCUCACCGACUUCCUGCGCUUCGGCGUGAGGUACGUCGAGGAGCUGUAUUCGAUCCAGCCACCCAAGAAUACAGCUGGCAGCUGGAACCGCCUCGAGUACCGUGCGCUCGAAGGCUUCGUUUUCGCCGUCUCGCCAUUCAAUUUCACCGCCAUCGGCGGUAACCUUGUCGCGACGCCAGCUCUCGUUGGCAACACAGUCGUCUGGAAACCGUCACCCGCCGCGACAUACUCGAACUACAUCGUCUACAAGAUUUUCGAAGAGGCGGGCGUACCCCCAGGCGUGAUCCAGUUCGUGCCGGGCUCACCAGUCGAGGUGUGCGCCCAAGUGCUCGCGCACCCAAACUUUGCGGCUCUGCACUUCACGGGGAGCACGUUUGUGUUCAAAAAGCUCUGGAAGGACGUCGCGGCGAACAUCGACACGUACCGGAGCUACCCACGACUCGUUGGUGAGACGGGUGGAAAGAACUUCCACCUCGUCCACAGGAGUGCAGAGGUCAAGAAUGCGGUCAUGCAGAGCGUGCGAGGCGCAUUUGAGUACCAGGGCCAGAAGUGUUCUGCGCUCUCACGGCUGUACAUCUCCGAAUCGCUGUGGAACAAUGGUUUCAAGGAGCAACUCCUGAACGAGGUCGCGAAGCUCAAGGUUGGGCCUACUCAGGAAUGGACGAGCUUCAUUGGCCCUGUCAUCGGUCGACCUGCCUAUGACAAGAUUACCAGCUACAUUCAGAAGGCGAAGGAGGCCGGCGGCGAGGUUCUCAUCGGCGGCAGUGGCGACGACUCGAAGGGCUACUUCGUCCAGCCAACCGUUAUCUUGACCAAGGAUCCGAAGUCUGUCACCAUAGUAGAGGAGAUCUUCGGGCCCGUCCUGACCGUUUUUGUUUACGACGAUGACGACUGGGAGAAGACUCUCGAGCUUAUCGAUACCACAUCGCCGUACAGCCUUACCGGCUCCAUCUUCGCGACUGAGCGCAAGGCACUGCUGCAGGCAACCAACAAGCUGCGAAACGCUGCAGGCAACGUCUACUACAACGAAAAGUGCACGGGCGCGGUCGUUGGCCAGCAGCCGUUCGGCGGUGCACGGGCGAGCGGCACAAACGACAAGGCAGGCAGCAUGGCCAUCUUCUACCGCUUUGUGUCUGCACGGAGUAUCAAAGAGAACUUCAUCGGGCUCGAAGACUACCUCUACCCGUCGAAUCUCCAGUGAGCAUGUGUGGGGGAAAGGAAAGGAAAAGCGGACAGUGUAGGAUAGUGUUGCAAAAGAAGGAAUGUAUCACGUAUCAUGUGUCGAUAUCCCUGUGCUAGCCUGUGCUCCGCUUGCAUGAACAAUGCACUGCCGUUCUUG
This is a messenger RNA of Phanerochaete carnosa HHB-10118-sp, 1894 nucleotides long. RefSeq lists its product as uncharacterized. Gene Ontology annotation, cellular component: mitochondrial matrix. Lineage: Eukaryota; Fungi; Basidiomycota; Agaricomycetes; Polyporales; Phanerochaetaceae. Gene Ontology annotation, molecular function: L-glutamate gamma-semialdehyde dehydrogenase (NAD+) activity. The record is from RefSeq and is a predicted model, not a curated record. The transcript has 7 exons. The coding region runs from base 113 to 1756 and encodes 547 amino acids.